Molecule: messenger RNA, 4279 nt
Organism: Eleginops maclovinus (Patagonian blennie)
Lineage: Eukaryota; Metazoa; Chordata; Actinopteri; Perciformes; Eleginopidae
Gene: plppr5b
Product: phospholipid phosphatase related 5b
Exons: 8
Coding region: 152-1126 (324 amino acids)
Biological process (GO): phospholipid metabolic process; signal transduction; phospholipid dephosphorylation
Cellular component (GO): plasma membrane
Molecular function (GO): phosphatidate phosphatase activity
Source: RefSeq, a predicted model, not a curated record
GAGUGGAGAGAGACGCCGGACGAUCCGAGCCGGUGUGUCGGGAUGUGAGAGCUGUGGCAGCGGACAGAGCUGCCUCUGUUACCUGCCUGCCGAAGCUGGGAGUACGGCUGCAGGUCCGCCCACCCCUGGACCGUCCCAGGAGGAAGUGGUCAUGCCAGUGAAACGUUUCGGGGGGAGGGAGAGGAGGAAGCUGCUCACCUCUCUGGGUGCAGAGCUGGUGAUCAUGGCGGGCACCGUCAUGCUGGCGUAUUACUUUGAGUGCACGGACACCUUCAGCGUGCACGUGCAGGGCUUCUUCUGCUACGACACCUCCUACACCAAGCCCUACCUGGGCCCAGAGGAUCGCAGCGCCGUGCCCCCCCCCCUGCUCUACGCCCUGGUGGCUGGGCUGCCCACCCUGCUGAUCAUGAUCACAGAGACGGUGCUGUUCCUGGUCCAGUACACCUCCAAAGAGUUUGACCGCUCAGAGAAGACAGUGGCCACCGGAGACUGCUGUUACCUCAACCCUCUGGUGCGCAGGACCUUCCGCUUCCUCGGCGUUUACAGCUUCGGGCUCUUCACUGUGGACAUCUUUGUGAACGCGGGUCAGGUGGUGACGGGGAACCUGGCGCCGUACUUCCUGACGGUGUGUAAACCCAACUACACGGCGCUGGGCUGCCAGCAGGCCCUGCGCUACAUCAGCCACCAGGAGGCCUGCACCGGGAACCAGGAGGACGUCCUGAGGGCCCGCAAGACCUUCCCCUGCAAGGAGGCGGCCCUCAGCAUCUACACAGCGCUGUACAUGGCCAUGUACCUGACGUGCACGGUUCAGGCGAAGGGAACCCGACUGGCGAAGCCGGUUCUGUCUCUGGGUCUGGUGUGUCUGGCCUUCCUCACCGGGCUUAACAGGGUGGCCGAGUACAGGAACCACUGGGGGGACGUCAUCGCCGGAUUCAUAAUUGGCGGCGCCAUCGCCACAUUCCUGGUGGUGUGUGUGGUCCAUAACUUCAAAGGGAAGCUGCUCCUGGGUGACGAGUCUCCGGAGGAUCAGCCCAGCUCGGCUCUGCUGACCCUGGGCCAGAUGGAGAGUCCUCUGGAGAAGUACAUCGCCUCGCAGAAUCACAUCACCUUCUCUGAGGUCACAUGACGUGGAAUCGGCCGUGUGGCAAACCCACUGGACGUCCACGCUGUUCACAGUCCAGCACAACUGACCCCGACGCAGCACUAAACCCAGUGUGUGUGUGUGUGUGUGUGUGUGUGUGUGUGUGUGUGUGUGUGUGUGGUCCAUCAGGCACGCUGUCACCUGCAGCUUCUUGUAUUCUAUGUGUUUAAAAGAGAGAGGGAGGAGCCGGCUCCAUCUAUGCACUGACCCUGAUUCUGGUCCUGAUUCUGACCCUGAUUCUGGUCCUGGGUUCCUGGUAUACUCUGCAGAGGUCAGCCAUGUUCAUGUCAGAUGUUAGAAUUUGCCGGUGCAGAGGGUUGGUUUAAAACGACUUCCUGUUUACGCUGUUACAGAAACAUGUGAGCAUGGCUGACAUUCAAUCCAUUCUACAUGAUUGAAGCAGAGAUAUUGUUCAAUAUUCCAGCCAAAGUCUACACACACUCUACACACCCUACACACUCUAUACACUCUAUACACUCUACACACUCUAUACACUCUAUACACUCUAUACACUCUACACACUCUCUACACACUCUCUACACACUCUCUACACACUCUCUACACCCUACACACUCUCUACACCCUACACACUCUACACCCUACACACUCUACACACUCUCUACACCCUACACACUCUCUACACCCUACACACUCUACACACUCUCUACACCCUCUACACUCUACACACUCUACAAAGUCUACACUCUACACACUCUCCACACCCUCCACACUCUCCAAAGUCUACACUCUACACUCUACACACUCUACAAAGUCUACACUCUACACUCUACACACUCUACACACUCUCUACACCCUCUACACUCUACACACUCUACACAGUCUACACUCUACACACUCUACACACUCUAUACCCUCUACACCCUCUACACCCUCUACACACUCUACGUCUACCCUCUACACAUUCUACACUCCACACACUCUACACAGUCUACACUCUACAUACACACUCUACACACCCUACACACUCUACAAAGUCUACACUCUACACACUCUACACAGUCUACACUCUACACACUCUACACAGUCUACACUCUACACACUCUACACACUCUACACCCUACACCCUACACACUCUAUACCCUCUACACCCUCUACACACUCUACACAUUCUACACUCCACACACUCUACACACCCUACACACUCUACACACCCUACACACUCUCUACACCCUCUACACUCUACACACUCUACAAAGUCUACACUCUACACCCUCUACACCCUCUACACCCUCUACACAUUCUACACUCCACACACUUUACAAAGUCUACAAAGUCUACACUCUACACCCUACACACUCUACACCCUCCACACACUCUACAAAGUCUCCACACUCUACAAAGUCUACACUCUACACACUCUACACCCUACACACUAUUAUUCUGCAUCCGACAAUCACACCUUGCUCUCCUCUGUUUCAGUUCAAGUGUGUGUGAGUGUGUGUGUGUGUGUGUGAGUGUGGGUGAUGUGAAGGUGACACACAGGUCGGCGGCCUCACAGGCCACACUGAGAUUCAGGGCGUGUGUUAUUACACACACACUGUUGUGUUCUUGUUUCCUCAUGUCUCAGUGUGUAUCGGCUCAGUGACUUUCUCUCAGAUGUGUGUGUGUUUUUUUCCUCAGUGUGUUCAGACUCACGUUAGUCUCCUUAGCAGUCACACACUGAUGAAUUAAUGUCUCAGAAGAGAGGGUCUUGGAGGGUUCCUGUGUGGACACACUGAGGGUUAAGGUUCAUGUCCCUUCAUGAAGAGUCGUCACAUCUCAGAGUUUCAGGAUCUUCUGACCGUGAUGAAUCACGUGGAAGUCUUCAGAUUUGGGCUCACAUAAAACAUCAUAUUUAUUUCACUUUACAGAAACUUGGAAGCCAGAUUGACUCUUGUUUGGCCUCAGAAUUUCAGAACGCUCUUGAAAGUGCAUUAAGUCAUGUUUUGGGCGUUUACCCAGUGUGUGACUACAUUCACCUUUUAUUCUGUGUGUAACAGCAUACACAGCCCAGCGUUACAGAUGUGUACACAGCUCAGCGUUACAGAUGUGUUCACAGCUCAGCGUUACAGAUGUGUUCACAGCUCAGCGUUACAGAUGUGUUCACAGCUCAGCGUUACAGAUGUGUUCACAGCUCAGCGUUACAGAUGUGUUCACAGCUCAGCGUUACAGAUGUGUUCACAGCUCAGCGUUACAGAUGUGUUCACAGCUCAGCGUUACAGAUGUUACAGAUAUGUUCACUGCUCAGCGUUCAGACCAAAGCUUUAACAUUCAGUCCCCGCUACAUGUCGUCCAUCUACUGAAAAAGACUGUUUUAAACUCUAAAUGUUUUAUAGAAUAUCUCGGUUUACAUACAUCACUGGGGGUGAGUAUGAGACAGCAGAACGAAAAGAAAGAGGGUCUUUUAUUCUUAUUUAUAAUACCAUUGUUUGGAUGUUUGUUCUGCCCACUAGUUGCCAGAAGUGAAUUAAUGCAGCUUUAACUGCUUUAUUGAUUUGGUAUCUUAAAGCUGGUGACGGAUGAAGAUGGAUAUUGAAUAUUUGUUUCUGGUGUUUGUAGCAAUAACAUGGGGCCCAUCAGGAGGGGGGUGGGGGGGGGGGGGGGCAGUGAGAAGUAUAUUUUUAUAUGAUCACUCUUGAGCUGCUGAAAACACACUGAAGCUUCAGGACUAAAAGAAAUGUUCCACUCCCGAAUAUAUUUAGAGGACUUAUAUCUGUGUCUUCUUCGGGUCAUAUUUAAUGUUCUGCUAUCUAUUUUCCUAUGACUGUGCACUGUGUUCCCGCCCCGCUCCUCAGAGAGCUGCUUCUUCAAGUCUUUAAUGAGCUAUAUGUUCCUGUUUUAUCCUCCGUUAUGUGGACAGUGGUCUUCUUGAUGGUUCUGUUGAUAUUUUAUAAAUGAUGUUCUUAUCUGCAGUAUGUUCGUCUCACAAAUGUAUUCACUUUAUAUCUCUCCUCCGUCACGUGCUUUCUUUGUUCUGGUGGAACAGUUUAUGGAUGUUGUUGCUCUUCUUUGUUUUUAUAUACUUCUUCUUUAUUUCUAAAUCUUCCCUUGUUUUCAUGCUGAGUUCAGACUGUGCUCUUUUACACUGUAAAAUAUAAGAAAUGUAAAGCUUUUGAAUAAAGACAUAAACGGGUCCAA